CCAAAGUAGAAACAUGAAAGGAGACAAUGUCAGAUAAGAAGGAUAUGCUGGAAAAUGACAAGUGCAUUUAAUACUUCCGACAGAAGUGGGGAGGAAAAUACACUACCCAUCUUACCGUUAAGUCAAAACACCAUGACAGAUAGAAAACAGAGAAUGGGGCCCGAAAGCAGCAGCUUGCUGUCUGGAAAAACGGUUGUGUUUAGUAACAAAGAUGGCGGGAACAAUAACGAUAAACAAACUUGUCAAAGUGACAGCACAUCUUCUUUUACUAUUCCUAAAAUACAGAGACGGAAAUUGGAUCUUUUGAGUGAAAUUUCUAGCAGUGAUUAUGAAUAUCAGCAGGAAAUUUUACCUUCACUCCAAAAGAGCUUUUAUUAUAAAUCUUCAACCAACAGUUUUACGUUUAAAAGGAUAUUUACAGUACAUAACAAUGAUUUGAUGAAAAAGUUUAUUACGAGACGGAAAUCUAUGAAGUCGGAAGGUUAUACGGAUAAAGAAUUAACAGAGAUGUAUGGUUUUUUGGCUGUUGAUACUUCACAAGUUCAAGAAAUAUGUAAAAAUGGAUUGAAAGUUGGAAAUCAAAAAUUGUCAGUUCUUGGGCACCCGGAAAUGGGUGUGCAUUUAUGUAAAUAUGCAGAUGUAAUUCCACCUAAACCUGUACCAUUUUGGAAAGGAAGUUUGAUAAUGUUCAGAAUUAUAAAGGGUAAAGUGAAAACAGUAACUGAGAAUCUAACAGGUAUACAUGUGGAUCCCACUCCUAAUUAUGACUGUCAUGUUAUUAAAACAGUUCUAUCUGAAACUAGAAACUUUAGUCCUCAACAAAUCUUUGAUUUUAGUCAAAUCUAUCUUUAUGAGUAUGAAGAUUGCAAUCUUGAAGAUUAUCCAAGUCAGAUAUUAUGUCAUGCAGUCAUAGAAUUUGAAUAUCGAGAUCCAAAACCAUCUCAAACCCCAAUUAGUAAAUAUAUACCAUAUAACCUACAGCCUCCAUCAUGUAAUAUAACGCCUGUAUCUAGUCAACUACCACAAUCAGAGGUACCUGAUGAGGAAUAUAUAACAUGGAAUGGUAAACUGGCUGUUAAAGGAACAUUUUAUAAGUGUAAUGCAUCGUUAGUAUCAACAGCAGGAUAUUAUAAACCUGUUAGAUUAGGGAGUACUAUCAAUAUUUCUAAAAGAUCGGAUUUAAAGAGUGCAGAAGUUAAAUAUUUUGGUCAGCUAAAAUCCAUUCGUAAGAAUGAAGAAAUGUACUGGAGAGGUCGUUAUAUUAAUGUUGGUGAACUACGGCCUAAAGAUGAUGGCAGCAAGUCGCAGUUUAACAAGAUAGUUUCAUACUUAACUAAAAAGAACAGUAUGGCGAUAGUGAAACCCGAUCCUAAUACAGUCAUGGUAUUAUUACCUGAAUGUUCUCUUACUAACCAGAUAGGUUUGACUUGUCCUAAUCAGCACUCUAGUUUCCUCCAUUGUUUAUUUUUAUCUCGACAGUCAGCAAAAUAUAAAACUGCAAAAUAUACAGCUAACAUGUACAAGACACAAGGUGUUGUAUUAGGUAUACAAGAUUACAAGCAAAAACCAGAAGAAUCUACUGUUAAUACGACUGAUAAACCACCUUUCAUUAAUCUUAACCAGUCUCUUCAAGCUAAUGCUGUGACUGUUGGCGUUAGUAAUCAUACUGGUAUCCCAGAAACACUAAAUAUUAUUCCUGUUCCAUCGCUGUCAUUCCAACCAGCUGUACCUCAUAUUUAUCAAAACCAAUUCAGUCAAAAUCCCAUUACUCUGCCUCCUCCGCCUCCUCCUCCCCCUCCUCCUCCUCCAAAUGUAACGUCCUCACCUAUUCGAAAAGAAGUUGGAAGUUAUCCCCUCUUGUGGUGUUCACCAGGACAUACUCUGUCAGCUAAAAAUCCAGUUGACUAUGAUGAAGGAUUCAAUAUAACCAAUAAUACCCAAAUGUUGCAGACGUUUAGUGUCAAACAAACAUUUGAUCAACAGCAUACAGCCGAAAGAAACAGGGCUCGUGGUUUAGAUUCUAAUGGAAAAAGAUUAGACCCUAGACUUAAAAAAUCUGAUCAAAAUAAAGCUUUAGUGGAAGGAGCCUUUUUAAAUAAUAAUAUUCCUUUAAAGAUGGUAAUGCAAUCGGAAAAUAUUUCUUAUGGGAACAAAGAUAGUGAUAAAAAUGGAUCUUCAAAUCCAAUGAUCAGUUAUGAUCUGAGAGAAAUGCCAAUGGACAUUGAAGAAACUACUAACCAUGAUGACUGUGAUAAUCUAAUGACCGGUGAUGUGUUACCACUUGCAUUACAAAAUAACACAAAUGACGGCAGUGUUUUAAAAGGAAUCAAGUCUGCUGAUGACAUGAAAGAUUUUUUGAAUGCUAGUAUCACCCGAGAAGAAAAGAAAUAUUACAAUGUGUAA
This is a messenger RNA of Patella vulgata (common limpet), 2403 nucleotides long. RefSeq lists its product as uncharacterized. Gene Ontology annotation, biological process: negative regulation of gene expression, epigenetic. Gene Ontology annotation, cellular component: nucleoplasm. The transcript is spliced from 12 exons. Lineage: Eukaryota; Metazoa; Mollusca; Gastropoda; Patellidae. The coding region runs from base 55 to 2403 and encodes 782 amino acids. The record is from RefSeq and is a predicted model, not a curated record.